This is a messenger RNA of Schistosoma mattheei, 1340 nucleotides long. The record is from the annotation of a GenBank genome assembly. Lineage: Eukaryota; Metazoa; Platyhelminthes; Trematoda; Strigeidida; Schistosomatidae.
AACCGAAACAAUAUGUUAUAUAUAUCUAGGUUUGCCAACUGAACACUUGAAAGAACUAUUGUUACGCUGUACUUUUAAUGUCCAGUUCAGUUUCAAUAAUGAAAUACAUAGACAAAGGGAUGGGAUCGCAAUGGGGUCUCCAUUGGGUCCAAUUUUAGCAGACUGUUUCAUGGCAAAAGUAGAAAACGACCAACCCCGUUCAAUGGUCAAUCGAUUCCACCUAUACGUGAGAUACAUGGACGACACGUUUGUUGUUUGUGACAAUAAUAUUGAUUUAGAUGAUAUUCUACACACCUUUAACUCGUGCCACCCUUCCAUAGACUUCACGUUAGAAAGGGAACAAGACCAAUCAAUUCCUUUUCUCGAUGUACGUCUGAUGAGAAAGAGUAAUGGUUCUUUAAAAAGAUCCAUCUUUAGAAAACAAACAUGGAAUGGCCAGCUAACCAACUUCUAUAGCUGGGUUCCGUUAAGUAGGAAGAGAAACCUUAUCCAUUCUUUAUGCCAUCGCAUACAUCACAUAUGCAGUACGGAAUGCAUUAACGAAGAACUCGCAUUCCUGAAGAAGACUUUGACGGAAAAUGGUUACCCAGAACGGUUCAUAGAAAAGAAUAUGAAUAAAAGUAGUCGCGAGAAGAAUUCUAGUUGUUCCGUUCCAAAGAAAAACCUUUAUAUAAGUCUGGAAUUUAAAGGUGACCGAACAUCAGACGUAAUCAAAAAUCGUCUAACAACAACUAUUAGAAGAACAUUUAACGCGUCAAAACUGCGAAUAUCCUUCACUAGUAGAAACUUAUUUUCUGUAUCCAUAAAAGAUAAGCUUCCGCGUCUGGUCGCCUCCAUGUGCAUCUACCAGUUCACCUGCUCUUGUGGAGCAAGGUACAUUGGCCGUAGCCAGCGCUCGCUUUCAACUCGGAUACGAGAACAUAUCCCAGCUUGGUUCUAUAAGGGUGAAAGGAAAGCAGUUAGGAGUUCUAUACUUGAACACCUAAUCGACUAGAACCAUUCAACAGAUCCACAAAUUGACUUUAAGGUUGUUUAUAUGAUUCGUUCAAAUCUACCCAGAUUUCUUUGCAUCCAACUUUUAAAAAUAGCCGAAGCUCUUGCCAUCCAGGAGCUUAAACCAGAACUAUGCGUACAAAAGAAGUACAUCUUAUCGUUAUCGUUACCUUGGCCUUAAUUAUUUUGAUUAUCCUAUUAUUAUUAUUAUUGCUGCAUUCCCCCUUUACUUAUGUCUUAUAUCCUCAUUGUUUUAUUCGUAAAUGCUCAUCAUAUCACUUUAUUUUUUUACACCUCUAUGACCUUUAAUUAUUAUAUCAAAAACAUUUUAAUCAUCUUAUUAUAUU